AUUAUCAAUACAGUUGUUUGCGCUCCUGUUUUCUGGCUCCUGCCUGUCACUUCCACGAAUUCCUAAUCUUUCAUUUGUGCCAACACAACUCAAAAAUCCAUAUCGUAUUCCAAGCAUUCAAUAAGUACAAUUAAGAUACAUAAGGUACCACCCGGCAAAAUGUCUUCAAAAAAGAAAAGCUCCAAGCAACAGAAACACCAAGCCAAAGAAUCUAAAAAGGCAAAUGGAGAUAAGGUAUCAAUCAAAAUAUUACUUCUUUUGUCUUUUACCAUCUUAGGACUUGUAAUAUUUACGGACGUCCAGAGGCAUGGCAGUUGGAAAGAUUCAGUACUAGCUAAUCUUUUGAAAGACUAUCAUGUUUGUGAAUAUAGUCAUAAAGUCCUCAACAAGACCUCUGAAGGAAUAAGGUGGAUCAAUUCUGAAAUUGACAAACAAUUUCCAGGAUAUGAGAAAAAACUGCAUGAAACUUUGGAGCCCUACUCAGAAUUAAUUUCUGACCUAGGCAUCAUUUCUUAUAAGCUCUUAUCAAAUGCAAAGGAGUCUGUUAUAAUACUUUAUGGAAAUUUAUUGACAAAGAUUGAAGAAUAUGCACCAGGUUUGCUGGAUCAAACUGCUGAUGGUUUAAGGAAUACGUUAAACCAGUUAACAAUUUAUUCUAAGAAAAGUUUGAAAUAUCUCAGAGAAGAAGUUUUUGUUGGAAACUUAGCGCCAGAAUACAUGGGUAAAGUAAUUAUUGACCUCAUGAAUAAUGGUAUAGAAAAAGUGAAUGAAUUCUAUGUUUGGGGAUACGAAAAAGUGAGGACAGUUAUAAAAUGAAGUAUAACGUCUAGUCAUUUGUUUAUUACAAAUUGAAAUCCUAUGAUCUGACUAAAGAAUCUUAGCAACUUACGAGUAACAAAACCUAAAACUUUUUCAUAGUGUUUCUUCAAAACAAAUUUUAGGCAGACUUUUUCAAAAUAUCGAUUUGGAAAAGUUUUAGGUGUGCAUUCAUAUGGUGCUGCGGAUUGAAAUAUACAUACCAUUGACAAUGCAUUCAACUUAUUUAUUUAAUUAUAUACAUUCCUAAUUGUCAGUUUAUUUUUUAUAGUUGUGGUAAUUGUGAGUUAUUUGGUCUGUUAAAUUGAAUAACUAUCUUGAUAUUCGAAUAAUACUGAUUUUAUUUAGUUUUAGUAUAUAAACAUUCCUGUACUUUUUUCCCCAAGUUUAUAUACUAUUAUAUACAUUCUCUCUA
Molecule: messenger RNA, 1231 nt
Organism: Coccinella septempunctata (seven-spotted ladybird)
Lineage: Eukaryota; Metazoa; Arthropoda; Insecta; Coleoptera; Coccinellidae
Exons: 5
Coding region: 160-816 (218 amino acids)
Source: RefSeq, a predicted model, not a curated record